Molecule: messenger RNA, 1346 nt
Organism: Mytilus trossulus (common blue mussel)
Lineage: Eukaryota; Metazoa; Mollusca; Bivalvia; Mytilida; Mytilidae
Exons: 4
Coding region: 323-1300 (325 amino acids)
Cellular component (GO): Golgi apparatus
Molecular function (GO): glycosyltransferase activity
Source: RefSeq, a predicted model, not a curated record
AGGUUUUAUCCUACACUAUAUUGUCUCCAAAUGUUACAAUGAAUUUAAAUGUCUGGGUAAAUGUUAAAUAAUAUACGUUUAUGUAUACACAACUUGUCUUGCUCACAAUUCACACAUUGAUGCAAUUUAAAGGUUUAUACACAGAUGUACACGGGCUUUUAUGAGAUGAAUAUAGAAAAUAAUAUUGGCUGACAUAAUCUAAUUACAUCAACAGAUUUACGCAUAUCCAUGGAAACACACCAUUUAAGUCAAUUCCAGUCAUGUAGUUUGCGAGCUCUAAAGAUCCAGGUACCUGUACAAGUAUCUCGACUUCAUAUCAAAGAUGAGAAAAACAUCCUCCAAACGCUUCGUCGUAUAUUUCAUCACCAUACUUAUGCUUUUCUAUUUCAUCUGGUAUUUUGUCUUAGAUUUCCAAUCUGAAUUUAAAACAAACAGAAGAACAGUCUUGAAUAAUGAUAGCAAUGUAGCUUUAGUUCUUGAGGCCGCUUUACAAAUCAACGACCAUCCAGUCUUAAUUACCCUUGUAAAUGAUGGAUAUCUUGACAUGGUUCAAAGCUGGGUGUGCAAUACUAAACAUAUGGGAUUCCAUAAACAGGUGAUAAUGAUAACUACCUCAGCAAAUGCUACAGAAAAGAUCAAAGCUUUGUCACCGGAUAUAACUGUUGUUGUAUUAAAUGUUGAUAAAUCUAUGAAUGAACAUCAAGUGUAUAGUCACGUGGGUUAUGUUAAAAUUAUGAUACUCAGGACGCAGAUACAGCUGGCUUUACUACAGAAUGAUAUUGAACUUUAUUCUUUUGAAUGCGACUCCGUAUUUCUGGCAAACCCAUUGCCAACUCUUAGCGCGCAUUCUAAAAAACAUGAUAUUGUGUUUAUAAGUAAUUAUAAGUCACCAAAGGCAAUCAAUGGUGGAUUCCUGUAUCUUUUUCCAACCACGGCAACAAAGGCAACAUUUAAACAACUGAACAGGAUGAUGCUCAAACUUUAUGAAAAAAUAGAAUUUGAGCCAUCCAAUAAAACUAUUCCGACUUAUGAAAACGACCAAGUAUACUUGUCGAAAUUAGUUCUUAAGAAAUAUGCAGGUCUCAAAUCAUAUAUUUUGCCCUUUUCCGUGUUCCCAGACGGCAAGUGGUACGAAAUCUCGGAAAAGGACAGAAAAAUUACAAAGCCUUAUCUAAUUCACAAUAACUGGAUAAUGGGCAACCAGGCGAAGGAAGAAAGAGCCAGAAAGUGGGGACAUUGGUUUUUAAAAGAAGACGGUUCAUGUGAUGUUGGCGCUGUUAAAAAGAUUAUUAAAUUUUAACAAAACAUUUUUAUUCACAGUGAAAAGUCUUUCAGUAUCAUUUAAG